AUGGAUGAGUGCAAGGCUGUGGCAAGUCCGGUGGACGUCAGCUCUCGACUGGUUCCGAGCAACUCUGCAAGCAAGGUGGAUGUCCCAUUCCGUGAAGCAGUGGGUGCUUUGAUGCAUCUGACGACUGCAACGCGACCGGACAUCGCCUAUGCUGUAAGCUUUGUGUCACGGUUCAUGGAGAAACCCCAAGAAGAACACUGGGUUGCAGUCAAGCGCAUCUUCCGCUACCUACAAGGCACCAAGAUGCAUGGAAUCUGCUACAAGCCAAGUGCGAAGAUCGACUUUCGUGGCUAUUCAGAUGCAGACUGGGCCGGUGACCUUGCUGAUCGCAAAUCGACGUCCGGCUACGUCUUCAUGCUAUUGGGUGCUCCGGUGAGUUGGGGCAGCAAGAAACAGCCAAGUGUGUCACUGUCUACAAGCGAAGCGGAGUACAUCGCGCUCAGCCUGGCGAUCCAAGAAGGCAAGUGGAUCAAUCGCUUGCUGUGCGAGAUCAUGGCGGCUGCAAACGAAGAAGGACCCGAGCUCGUCAUCCGUGAAGACAACCAGUCGUGCAUCAAGAUGACGAAGAAUCCGGUCAACCACGGCCGCGCUAAACACAUCGACAUCAAGUACCAUCACAUCCGUGAUGAAGUCAAGCGCGGCGAAGUGAAGCUUGAAUACUGCGAGACGACGUUGAUGUUGGCGGACAUCAUGACGAAGGGACUUCACGGACCGCGUCACAAGGACUUGACGGCGGCGCUUGGCAUCCGUGCGUGUUCGGAUUGA
Peronospora matthiolae is the source of this 765-nucleotide messenger RNA. NCBI's taxonomy places the organism in Eukaryota, Oomycota, Peronosporomycetes, Peronosporales, Peronosporaceae. The record is from the annotation of a GenBank genome assembly.